AUGUAUGACGUUAGUGAUUUCAUGUUUUGUAUUAACAUUCAUCGAUAUAAAUGUUUCUAAAGUUAUCUCAUGCAGUAUCGUGUAAAAAAAAUAUUAAGAAAGUUGGCCGACCAUUCUUGGCAAAUGUCCGACCAACUAACCAGUUGAUCGGACAUUUGUCCGACCAAAGCGAAAUCGUUAUAAUCCACACUGAUCAAUUGAUUUCUCAAUGGCUUAAGAAGUCCAACACAAAAGCAGACUUUUAUCUGGGAUCCAAGAUUGAAGAUAUAAGCAAGGAACUGUUAUCAAUCACACCAACAUGUGAGAUUACACGGACACCCAGAAGCCUAGAAGAUAUCAAAGACUGGAAAGGUAACGAUGAUUCCUAUUAUUUUAGUCGCUGCAUGUAUGAGUGAGCAGUUUCAGACAACCGUUGACGUUCAUACUAACUAUGUAAUAAAUUUGCACAUACAGACUCGAUUUUCUUGAACGAAAAACGUUGUGUUAUUUCAAAGAGCACGUAAGAAGUAAUUAUUGUAUCCAGGCAAUAAUAUAUACAGUAUAUGUAUAUAAUUUGUUGUUUUUGAAUAAUUAAUUGUAGCUUCAGAAAAACGUGCAUUCUUGCUAUUUUAUGCUGUGCCACUGCUGAGGAAUCGUUUGCCUCCUGACCACCUUGUCUUCCUAAUGUAUUUGUGUGGAGGGUUAUUCCGAUUGCUGAAGAAGUCAAUUUCUCGUGAAGAUUUACAAGAGGCGCAUACCUACUUGAAGUUGUUUGUCGCACAGGCACCUGUUCUUUAUGGUAUGUAAAAAUAAGUGUUCUCACUGGUUUGGAACAUGAAUAUUUACGAACAUACAAUUUUGUCGUGUGCGCGCUUGCUUACUCCAAAGUCUCUCAACAGAACACCUGCAACGCGGGCUUAUUAUUUUUAUGUAGUCGGUUUUCUUUAAUGUGUGGUAUAUGCAGUAUCUACAGUACAAUACAUAUCUUAGUAUAUGAAUACCAAUAAUAUAAAACAUUAAAUCAAAUCUCAAAUAUUUUUGUUUUAGAAUUACAAAACGGCCAUAAAAACCAUUGUUAGAAUACCUCUUCAAUAACAAAUAUGCCUUUUCCGGGUUUGAGUUUUCAUAAAAGUGAAAACAAUGUGAAUGAAUCCUCAUAAUUCCCUUUAGGAAAAUUCGCAAGUGAGGCAAACAUGGCGAAAAAAUACAUUUUACUGUAUAUAUUUAUCAUUUCUUUUUCAGGGAAGCAAUUUCAGACAUUCAACGUGCACCAGCUUCUACAUUUGUCAGAGGUUGUUGAAGAUCUCGAUCCUUUGUGGUCGAACUCGUGUUUUCCUUUUGAAGACUAUAAUGGUGAUCUGCGAGAUUUGUUUCAUGGCACACAAAAUGUGGAUGGCCAGGUCAGUAUAUCUACAGUAUGCAUGUUACAGCGUGCUGUACAGUGGCAUUCGCUCCAAAAGUCGAAGAAACCAGCGUGACCAGGGUCUCUCCCUGGGUACGAGGUUGAUUGGAGACUCGUGAUUUGUCAGCUGCAUGCAUAAGCGUAUGAUAAAGUGCAUUAUAGUGUGCAAUCACUGUGUUUAGUCAAUUAGUCAUUAAAUUUUCUCGAAUUAUUAUUUUUUAUAGAUCGUAACAGCUGUGUCGAUCAUUCAAAAGUUACCUGAAAUUGCAAGAUCAACUACUACUUCUCCCAGCGUUACGGCAUUUUACGAGCAUUUGACAAGAAAGGGACAACAAGUGUUUUCGUCUCAGAAUCAGAGAUGGGCAAAAGUGUUUCUGUGA
Messenger RNA from Paramuricea clavata, 1761 nucleotides. The record is from the annotation of a GenBank genome assembly. Lineage: Eukaryota; Metazoa; Cnidaria; Anthozoa; Malacalcyonacea; Plexauridae.